CCAGGAAGUAUGCGCUACAAGUUUAACUUCAUUGCUGAUGUGGUGGAUAAGAUUGCUCCAGCUGUGGUGCAUCUGGAGCUUUUCCAAAGAGUGCCAUUUUCCAAUGAGGAGGUCUCUGUGUCAAGCGGCUCAGGAUUCAUAGUGUCAGAGGACGGCUGGAUCGUCACCAAUGCUCACGUACUCACUAACAAGCAGCGGAUAAAAGUUGAGCUAAAAAGUGGCGUGUAUUACGACGCUACGGUCAAGGACGUGGAUCAGAAGAUGGACAUCGCCCUCAUCAAAAUUGAGUCAGAAAGUCCCCUGCCCGUGCUGCGUCUCGGCCAGUCCUCAGACCUGCGUCCGGGCGAGUUCGUGGUGGCAGUGGGAAGCCCCUUCUCUCUGCAGAACACUGUUACCACCGGCAUUAUCAGCACUGCCCAUCGCAACAGUCUGGAACUGGGUUUCAAGGACUCUGACAUGGACUACAUCCAAACUGAUGCCAUCAUAAAUUACGGCAAUUCUGGUGGACCACUUGUCAACUUGGAUGGAGAUGUAAUAGGCAUAAAUACUCUGAAAGUGGCAGCAGGGAUCUCUUUUGCCAUCCCUGUGGACAGAGUGCGUCAGUUUCUUGCGGACUCCUACAACAGACAAGUCAACGGUAAUGCAGCACAAAAAAAGAAGGUCAUUGGAAUCCGGAUGCUGCAGCUCACACCUUCCUUGAUCAAAGAUCUCAAAGAACGUGAGAGCGAAUUUCCAGAUGUGAGCUCAGGGGUUUACAUCUAUGAGGUUAUCCCUGGAACAGCUGCAUCCAGCGCUGGAAUGAUCAGUCACGAUGUCAUCGUCAGUGUCAACGGGCAGCCCGUCCACAGCACGCAGGAAGUGAGCGACGCGGUCCGGAGCGGCAUCACACUCUCAGUGGUAGUAAGACGAAAGGAUGGCGAUGUCACGCUAACCAUCUUUCCAGAAGAAACUAACUGACACCACUGACUACAAGCAGCUGGGUUUCUAUUCAAAUGUAGCGUCAAAGGAAAAUGCAACUUAAUGCCAGCUUUCAUCCACUACUAGGAACUGUUCUGACAUAAAUGACUGGUGGUGCUAAUUCCUCAGUCUGGUGCUAUUACAGUUGCAUAAGAGCUGAAUGAGUGGCAGAGUGGCUCUAUGUACAGACUCAUCAAAUAUGUGCAUUCAGUAAGUCUGUUUUUACAUUUUGCUUUUAUUAAUAACUUUUCUACUUCAGCCAAGUGUGGAACUAUUUUUGCUGCAUGUUAAGAUCUUUUAAAUUUUGGGCAUUACAGUUUUUUAUGCACAAAUGAGUAUAUAAACAGAUGUAUAUACUGUGACACUGCUAAAGCAGCACCAGUGACGCCAGAAAACGUUUUAGUGAUUUCAGAAUCUCAGGAUUUGAAGGCACAUCGGGGUGGAGCUGACUAAAGGCCAAGUCAUACUUUCUGUGUCUGCAAGGGUCUGUGUGAUGAAAAUUUUGUGGUGAGUGCGAAUUUGUGACCAGAUUGCAUCCACUGACUGCACACGUGCAAGAAAAACAAAUGGCGCUCACCUUUUAUCCACACUUUCUAUAAUUCAUCAUUGAAAUAGUUGUAAUUAAAGUCAUUGUUGCCUGAC
Molecule: messenger RNA, 1599 nt
Organism: Stegastes partitus (bicolor damselfish)
Lineage: Eukaryota; Metazoa; Chordata; Actinopteri; Pomacentridae
Gene: htra4
Product: HtrA serine peptidase 4
Exons: 8
Coding region: 10-957 (315 amino acids)
Biological process (GO): proteolysis; positive regulation of apoptotic process; programmed cell death
Molecular function (GO): protein binding; serine-type endopeptidase activity
Source: RefSeq, a predicted model, not a curated record